Malaya genurostris is the source of this 1440-nucleotide messenger RNA. RefSeq names its product zinc finger protein 17-like. Bases 120 to 1217 code for a protein of 365 amino acids. The transcript is spliced from 3 exons. Gene Ontology annotation, cellular component: nucleus. Lineage: Eukaryota; Metazoa; Arthropoda; Insecta; Diptera; Culicidae. The record is from RefSeq and is a predicted model, not a curated record. Gene Ontology annotation, molecular function: zinc ion binding.
AUGAUCCAUGAACGGUCUUAGCCGUUCCUUGGACAACACAAGAAAACACAGUAAAUAAGAAUUUGUUUGGGAUUUUUCUCGAUUUCUUCUGAUGUUAACGAUUAGAAUUAAAUAAAAUUAUGGAUAAAUUAUCUAGUCCGAGACGAGAGUUACGAUGCCGGUUGUGUUUCCGGGAGUACAGUGAGAUACAACUAGAAGAUAUAUUUGCCAAAGGAUCUAAACUAGAAAGCACCAUUCUAUCUAAUGUGGGUGUAAAACCAAGCAGACAUGACCAUUCUACCCAGAUUUGUAUCAAUUGCAAAAAUAUUGUUUCACUGAUCGAAUGUUUCAAAGAAGCAUGCAUACAAAGUGAAGUUUUGCUUACAAAAACAUGCUCUGUAAUUAAAACGGAUACAUGGGAGUUUCCAAACAGUAACGUUUUUAAGCAAGCCAAAGAUUUAAUAGAUUUACAUAGGGAGGAAAUUAAUUCCGUCAUCGAGAGUACCUACAAAGCCGAAUCCGAUCCAAUUUCAACAUCAGAUCGGAUCACUGUCAAAGAAACAGAAGAACUGUAUGUGUACAUCAAAGAGGAAGAAUGUGAAGAACAAGACGAAGAGUCUAUUUCGUAUCUAGUUGAACUCGAUGAGCAAGCUCAAAUCGACACAGAUGAGAAUAAUUUAGAUAAUGCGCAGUCCGAAGCCGACUGUGACUCGAAUCCUGACGCUAACACAGCAAAUCAAACAAACGAAAGAAACAAAAACAGACAAGAAAAAGUUGUAUGCCCUACUUGUGGAGAAUUGGUUUCCCAACAGGUAUUGGAAGGACACUUGAACCGACAUCUCGGUGUGCAGCCUUUUUCCUGCGAUUUCGAAGGGUGUGAUGCAAAACUCUAUUCAAAAUUUGCUCUUCAGCAACACCGAAGUAGACACAAAUCUGCCAAUCGAUACUUCGAUUGCAACGUUUGCGGUAAAAGGAUCAAGGGGACAGCCUAUUGGUUAAUUCACCGUAAACUACACACAGACGAACCUCGCUUUUCGUGUGACAUUUGCGGUAAAAGGUUCAGACGCAAAUGCAAGCUAAAACUUCACUCCACGGUACAUACGGGGAUCGCCGAGUUUCCUUGUGCAUUCUGUGGAAAAUUCUUCAAGGUGAAACAUAAUCGUACUGCACAUUACAAAACGCACAUCAAAAACGGAACUCAUCCGGUGGGUUUGCUACCCGACUACGAUCAGGAUUGAAUAGUAAAAAUUCUUUCAAUCGAUUCGUUUCGUACAUUUACAUCCUUAUUUGCAGUUGUCGCGUCUAGUGCGUAAUUGCAUCAGUUGAUAUUUGACAUUAGCUGAUUACAGUUAAGUGUGAAAAACCAAAGAUUACUUACAGUUCGGAUGUUUUAGAACUCUAAAACAGUGUUGGUUUAAAAUAAUUUAAAACUUCUAUAUUGAGAAGAAUUUAUCGUUUCCU